UUUAUACAAAGACAGUUGGUGCUUGGUAAAUAUCUGUAUCCGGCGUGUGCAGAGGGGGAGAGAUGACCUGGACCAGAGUGGCCAAGUCGCUGCAGGGAGUGGCAGCGCACACUUUGCUUCUCUUAUUCACGCUGCUGCUUGUUUUCAAGCUCGAUCAUACCGUUUCCUACUCUUGGUGGGUUAUUUUCAUUCCGGUGUGGCUAUUUCAUGCAGUUGUUGCACGAGGAAGAUUUUCUCUUCCUGCGCCAUCAGUUCCUCAUGAUCGCCGUUGGGCCCCAUGCCAUACUGUGGUUGCUGUGCCGCUGCUUGUUACUUUCGAACUGCUUCUUUGUAUAUAUCUCGAGAGUGUAAAUGUUCAUCAUUCUGCUUUUGUGCACCUCAAAAUUGUCUUCCUUCCUUUGCUGGCCUUUGAGGUUAUCAUCCUUAUUGACAAUUUUAGAAUGUGCCAGGCUUUGUUACCAGGAGAUGAUGAAAGUAUGAGUGACGAGGCAAUAUGGGAAACACUUCCUCAUUUCUGGAUUGCAAUAUCAAUGAUUUUCUUUGUUGCUGCUACAAUAUUCACUCUCCUGAAGCUAUGUCGUGAUGUUGGUGCUCUUGGCUGGUGGGAACUAUUCAUAAAUUACGGGAUUGCCGAAUGCUUUGCAUUUCUUGUUUGCACAAAAUGGUCAAAUCCAGUAAUUCAUAGAAACUCACAAACAAGAGAAGAAAGCUCAUCUUCUUCUGCUAUUAGAUAUCUGGACUGUAAUAGUGGUUUGGUGGUAUCUUCGGAUGAUCACUUGCAGGGUAGAAUUUGUAGCCUGCAAGACAUUGGUGGCCACAUUAUGAAAAUUCCAAUCAUUGUUUUUCAAGUCCUCCUCUGCAUGAAGCUGGAGGGAACUCCACCAGGUGCUAAGGACAUUCCUCUUGCAGUCGUCUUCUCUCCCAUCUUUCUGUUGCAAGGAGCUGCUAUCUUGUUUGCUAUAUUCAGAUUAGUAGAGAAAAUUAUUUUCUUGUUAAGAAAUGAGGCACCUGGAGGAAGAUAUCUUGUAUACUCUUCAAGAAUACGUGACUUCUUCGGUUUCCUGCAUCAUGGCUCCAGGCUGCUUGGUUGGUGGUCUAUUGAUGAAUCAAGCAGAGAAGAGCAGGCUCGCUUGCUCCACGAUGGGGCAUCAGGAUACAACACUUUCUCCGGUUACCCACCUGAAAUAGUGAAGAAAAUGCCAAAGAGGGAUCUUGCUGAGGAGGUCUGGAGACUUCAAGCAGCACUUGGUGAGCAAACAGAAAUUACGAAAUUCAGCCAGCAGGAGUAUGAGAGACUUCAACAUGAAAAAAUUCUGUGUAGAGUCUGCUUUGAGGGAGAGAUUUGCAUCGUGCUCAUUCCUUGUAGGCAUCGAAUUUUGUGCAGCUCCUGCUCUGAGAAAUGUAGGAAAUGCCCAAUUUGCCGUGUGUCUAUAGAGGAAUGCUUGCCUGUAUAUGACGUAUAGCCCAGGUAGAUUGCUCGCCUUGACUCAUAUGCAGGACUCUUCAUUUUUUUAAGGGUAGAAACUUAGAUGGAUGGAUGGAGUGAAGAUAGUAUCCUCCCAAAAUCUAGCAAUACAAGGUAGUUUUCUCCCAAAAUCUAGCAAUACGAGGUUAAUUGUUAUUGCUAGACUUCGACAACAACUAACUGGAGUUAGAGAUUAACUGUUUCUGUGCUUUGCUUUUUACCUGUACAUAUAAGCUGUUCAAAAUUGGGGUAAAUCUGUAAUAUAAUAAUGUUGCUCCUUUUGUUCGUA
Messenger RNA from Salvia hispanica, 1754 nucleotides. RefSeq lists its product as uncharacterized. Lineage: Eukaryota; Viridiplantae; Streptophyta; Magnoliopsida; Lamiales; Lamiaceae. The record is from RefSeq and is a predicted model, not a curated record.